AAAUUUUCUCUAAAUUAACGACUAAGGGGCCUAAGGUUCCUUAGUCGUUUAGCAAUACCAUUAGACUAUAACCAUGUUCUCAAAAUUGUAUAGCAGUGCCAGCGUGGCGUGGCGCCCGGCGUUACCGGCGCCUAUGGGGCCUCGGCACACCACACCCAGUUUCCUGGCACCUAGGACCCCACCUCAGGUGCCAGCACGCCUGAUGAACUUAGGUCUAGCCAGCCAGUAUAGCAACAACAGGAUACCCGACAGGCUUAGAAUGAUGUACGCUAUGAGACACUACUGGGAGACAAUUCCGUUGUUCGUUGUGUGCAUCUUUGAUAUAUUCAUCGUGUUUGGGGCAAUCCUUUACGCUUGUAGAAGUCGGGUCGACUUGCAAUUCGUCCACAAUCAAAACAACUCGAUCUCCCGCACCAUGGACAUGCGGAACCCCACGAUCCACAAGCACAUAGUGCACUACCAGCGCUACGAGCCAUGGCCGGAGCUGCACGAGGCGCUGGAAAAGAUGGCGGUGGCCGAGAAACGGUUGAAGACUCGUAUGGAAUCGUGCGAGAAACCUUAG
Cydia strobilella is the source of this 562-nucleotide messenger RNA. RefSeq lists its product as uncharacterized. Lineage: Eukaryota; Metazoa; Arthropoda; Insecta; Lepidoptera; Tortricidae. The coding region runs from base 74 to 562 and encodes 162 amino acids. The transcript is spliced from 2 exons. The record is from RefSeq and is a predicted model, not a curated record.